Macrobrachium nipponense is the source of this 1965-nucleotide messenger RNA. RefSeq lists its product as uncharacterized. The coding region runs from base 316 to 879 and encodes 187 amino acids. The record is from RefSeq and is a predicted model, not a curated record. The transcript has 5 exons. NCBI's taxonomy places the organism in Eukaryota, Metazoa, Arthropoda, Malacostraca, Decapoda, Palaemonidae.
GGCAGUUGUGUUUUGGCUCAUGUGGUAUGUGCGGCGGCACCGCUCCUGAAUCUUAUUACUGAUUAUCGCGAACAACAGCACAGCUGCACUCUUAGUCGUAAAAGCAGAAGGAACUUCUUUAUGGAAUUAGAUCAUCUGAGAGAGACCAAGGGGAAUAACAUCCCGGCUGAAGAAAAGUCCUGCAAGUGAGUCGUCCUGGAGGUCGUCCUUAGGAUGUCCUGACCAAUGAGACUCUUGAUCUACUUCGGGCCCUCUUCUGGAGUUCUUCACACGUGACUUCAUGACAACUGAUCGUCACACAGACAUACACUAACAAUGGGUGACUGGAAGAAAACGUUCAUAGAGGCAGAGCAAGAGAGAGGAGGGGAGGCGGGACUACAGAAUGCAGAACCAGUGAGAAUACAGGUCAUCCAUUACGUCACAGUCUGUCUCUUCUGCACUGGGACCAUUCUGAUGAUAUCGGCGCUAUGUGGGAUUCUUACUCUGACAGGAGGCUGGUGGGCGGUUGUCUCGGGUGGGUGUGUGGGCGUGGAGGCCGUAUUAGCUGGAGCCGUGGUUACCUGGCUGGGGCGGGGUCUUUCCAACACCGCCAUCGCUCAAGGGUAUCUAGUGGUGGGACUUCUCUCCGUCGUCUCCUGCGUAGCCCAGAUUGUCAUUCUGAUCCUUCUGGCUGUCCUUGCACCCAAGUUAUACGCCUCGCCACGCCUUCCUAUCACCAGCAGCCAAGAGAGCAUGUGGGCGUGGGUUCAGUUUCUGGGAGGAGCGCAAGGUGCCAUGGCUGUCCUCUUGGGCGGGAUGGUCGGUGGCGCCAUCGUCGUCACCUCCUGUUGCUGUAAGACGCCGAGGGACAACGUCGUGGGCGUCUAUCGUCCUAGGUGACCCGCGGCGAACGCCACGUCGCGUCCCCUGGCGUCGUGCGCGUGUAGCCCCUCUCUGAUUCUGGCCGCAUCGUCAUCGUCACCGCAGCGUCAACUCAGCUCCCUCAGCGCCAUCUUCUCGCCAUCUACUUCAUUCUGUCACCACCAGAGUGAGGAGACCCACCACAGUGGCGGGCACCCUCACCUAAAUCACCAUCAUUUCUGCUCUUCUUCGACAGCAUCCAAUGCAGGUCCUUCCGCUGCAUUCCGUCCGAACCGUUCGUCUUCGUCUCUUUCGUCUCAGGGUCCAGCGGUAACCUCGUCGUGCCAUCCGUCGGACGUUCAGCACCAAAGUCUCACGCUCGAUUCUGAGACGCAAGAAAAGCAUAACGCGGAUUGCAUAAGCAAAGUGAUUGUGAGAUAGGGACCAUAUAAAGAACCAGCUCAUUUAAAGAAAAAAAAUAAACAAAAGGCUAAAAAGAAAGAAGAGGAAAACAGGAAAUAGCAAACACCAGUGGCAGACUAUAAUGCAUUCUUUUUAUUACAAAAUAAUAUCCCGGAAAAAAAAUGCAAAAAAAAGUUAUAUUAAAUACAUACAUAUAUCUUGGACCGUAAUUUAGCAAACAAACAUUCUUAUUUAGGUAAAUCAAUCAUGCCAUUACUUAACCUUCUCUGGAAGAAAAAAAUUAUUCAACGUGAUAAAUAAUUCAACUUUUCCUACAUUUUCCGAGUAAACAUAUGAAAAUUAAGAUUUUAAAAUCUUUCUCCCGCAGAAAAUAAAUAUUUCUUUCAGAAGCACUGAGUCAAUAAAACAAUAAAACAAGAGCAAACUCGAAUGAAUCGACGGCGAGAUGCUUCUUGGAGGAGUGAGAGAAGACACUAAGAUAAAAAUUGACUGAAGACGCUUCAACGUUGCUGUCGGACCCUCAAAACGACCGAAGGCUGAUAUGAUAUUAAUGGAGGAAAGGAGAAGUGUUAUGUAAACCACAUUUGUCUGACGGUCACCCAAAGGAAUGAAGGCAACGAGGUAUUAAUAUUUUGUGGACAAAAAAAAAGAGGGAAGUCAGUGUUUUCCGCUAAUUCCUUCAAAUAUACAGGCGUUCAUAUC